Cryphonectria parasitica EP155 is the source of this 1080-nucleotide messenger RNA. RefSeq names its product P-loop containing nucleoside triphosphate hydrolase protein. The record is from RefSeq and is a predicted model, not a curated record. NCBI's taxonomy places the organism in Eukaryota, Fungi, Ascomycota, Sordariomycetes, Diaporthales, Cryphonectriaceae. Gene Ontology annotation, biological process: DNA repair; DNA-templated DNA replication. The coding region runs from base 1 to 1080 and encodes 359 amino acids. Gene Ontology annotation, molecular function: DNA clamp loader activity; ATP binding; DNA binding. The transcript has 2 exons. Gene Ontology annotation, cellular component: Elg1 RFC-like complex; Ctf18 RFC-like complex; nucleus.
AUGCCCGCAGCAAAGGUUGACGAGGCGGGUGAUUCUUCGACCUCAGCAGCCAAAAAGAUCCUGACCGCCAACACAAAUGGCAACCCAACUUAUGAGCUACCAUGGGUCGAGAAAUACCGCCCCGUCUUCCUCGACGACAUAGUCGGCAACGUCGAGACCAUCGAGCGGCUCAAGAUCAUCGCCAAGGACGGCAAUAUGCCCCAUGUCAUUAUUUCCGGCUCGCCAGGUAUCGGCAAGACGACCUCGGUGCUCUGCCUGGCGCGCCAGCUGCUCGGCGAUGCGUACAAGGAGGCGGUCCUCGAGCUCAACGCCUCGGACGAGCGCGGCAUCGACGUCGUGCGCAACCGCAUCAAGGGCUUCGCGCAGAAGAAGGUCACCCUGCCGGCGGGCCGCCACAAGAUUGUCAUUCUCGACGAGGCCGACAGCAUGACGAGCGGCGCGCAGCAGGCACUGCGGCGGACGAUGGAGAUCUACUCCAACACCACGCGCUUCGCCUUUGCAUGCAACCAGUCCAAUAAGAUCAUCGAGCCGCUGCAGUCCCGAUGCGCGAUCCUGCGGUACGCGAGGUUGACGGACGCGCAGGUCGUCAAGAGGCUGCUGCAGAUUAUCGAGCUGGAAAAGGUCGAGUAUAACGAUGAGGGGCUGGCGGCGCUCGUAUUCAGCGCCGAGGGCGAUAUGCGGCAGGCGAUCAACAACCUGCAGUCAACGUAUGCGGGCUUCGAGAUGGUGACGGGCGACAACGUGUUCAAGGUGGUGGACUCGCCUCACCCGAUCAAGGUCCAGGCCAUGCUGAAGGCGUGCUUCGAGGGCAACGUAGACUCUGCGCUCGACACGCUGCGGGAGCUGUGGACGCUGGGCUACUCGAGCCACGACAUCAUCAGCACUAUGUUCAAGGUCACCAAGACGAUACCGACGCUGAGCGAACAUGCCAAGUUGGAGUUCAUCAAGGAGAUUGGCUUCACGCACAUGAAGAUUCUCGAGGGCGUCCAGACGCUACUGCAGCUCAGCGGUUGUGUGGUCCGGCUGUGCAAGUUGAACAUGGACCCGAAGAAGUUUCAGGUCAAGACUAAGGCGCGAUGA